CGUAGAAGGGUCAGGGCUUUUUUUUUUAGCGUCACCACGGCGGCCAUCCACCACAGGAAUUUCCAAAAUAAGCGGAGAGGCUGUGCAGUGACUCCAUCGGCAUUCUCUCGACCUCCCUCAGUCGGUUGACGCUUGGAGAGUGAUCCUCUUUCGGUGGUCCGCAGGGGCAAUGGCGACGGCUCUGCUCCUGCGAUCCUCCAUCGUCCUCCGGAGGCCUCUCCUCCGCAGCUUUUCCUUACAUGCCAAUCAUCCACCAUCGUCAUCGUCGUCGCUGCUUCCCCCCUUUCCCGCCUCCAGCUACCGCUCUUUGGUGGCUCCCACCCGUCGCUGCCGCUCCCAUGUCGUUGAUGGGUGUACACGCCGGGGGUUCAACGUCAGGGCAACCCAAGUUUCUGGUCCUGGCUCCAUCGACUCGCCGAUGAUGAAGGCUAUGGAGACGAAGAUCAAGGAGCAACUAAAUGCAGAUGAAGUCAUUGUCCGAGAUGCUUAUGGAGAUGGUCGGCAUGUUAGCAUUGACGUUGUAUCCGCUGCAUUCGAAGGACAGUCUGCAGUUAACAGGCAAAGGAUGGUCUACAAGGCCAUAUGGGAGGAACUACAGACGACUGUUCAUGCCGUCGACCAGAUGACCACAAAGACCCCAGAAGAAGCUGCUGCAACCAGUGGGUAAUGCCCCAUGGCGAUUAAGAGGAUAGCUUUGACAGAUUCCUCUCUUCCUUUCUUACAUUAUUUCAUGAAUUAGAUCUCAAGUUUGCAACUGUUUUCAAUAUAAUCACGCAUAAGCAUGUGAUCAGUUGUCGUGUGGGACUUUCUUUAGAGGAACUUGCGUUAACACGUCAUUCGGGAUUGCACGACAUCUCCUUUUACCAAAUCAAUGUGGAAUUAUUUCCCACUCA
Messenger RNA from Nymphaea colorata (pocket water lily), 893 nucleotides. RefSeq names its product protein BOLA4, chloroplastic/mitochondrial. The transcript has 3 exons. The record is from RefSeq and is a predicted model, not a curated record. The coding region runs from base 170 to 667 and encodes 165 amino acids. NCBI's taxonomy places the organism in Eukaryota, Viridiplantae, Streptophyta, Magnoliopsida, Nymphaeales, Nymphaeaceae.